GUCAGGGGCAUUCUAUUAACUGCACGUCGUAUCUGCUGCCUGACAUGGGCAUGUCUGGAAUACUAUCGCAGCCAAUGGUCAUCAGUCACCCCGGCUCAUCUCGAAAGCCCCUUCCGUUGGGGCGCUGGUUAUGAGAAACCGUGGCGUCAGAAUCCCCGGGGAACUCUGUACCAACCACAACCCAUAGGACCGGCUUGUUGGAUGGAGGAGCAGCGAGUUAUGCGUGGGUUCUGGAGAUUGCAGCUUCUGUUCGAAGUAAAUAUCGCACUUUCUGAAGGCCGCUUGGACUGGACACUGAAAGACAGCCAACGAGAAAUUACGCCUGACGUUCUUUUCCAAGGCUGGACCUGGCAGAGGGAGGAGUUCCUCACCGUUGUGGACUUUGUCGAUUAUAUCCAAGGUGGCCUUAUUCUUUCCUCAGACUCUCAGUGUCUCCCAGUGCCUCCUAAGGGCUAUGGUUCUGCAGAGAAGUGGCCAGACCCAGUUUUUCCAGGAGUGAUAGACCCCAGAUGGUUACGAGAGGAAAUAUCAAGGCUCCAACCGCCGUCUUGGAUGUUCUACAUGGCUCACAUCGUGAGAAAUCCGUUGUCGCCGAUCCGUGGAGUACCUUUCUGGCCUUACCGUCAAUUGGGAGUUACAAUUUGGGAAGAGGAUAAACUAGAAGCCCUGGAAAUUUUGUCGUAUAAACCACAUGCCUCCAAGGCACGUAGUGGACCCACGUCAACGAGCGACCGAAUCUUCACCUGGAGAAGUCUCUUGAGCCCCGAGCUCAUCGCAAAGCUACAAAUGGACAUGGAAGAGGACUUUCAGACGAAUGGGUUCCGAUUCCCAGAUAGGUAA
This is a messenger RNA of Colletotrichum godetiae, 840 nucleotides long. RefSeq lists its product as uncharacterized. The record is from RefSeq and is a predicted model, not a curated record. NCBI's taxonomy places the organism in Eukaryota, Fungi, Ascomycota, Sordariomycetes, Glomerellales, Glomerellaceae. The transcript has a single exon. The annotation marks the transcript as partial.